This is a messenger RNA of Papilio polytes (common Mormon), 653 nucleotides long. Its product is annotated as ornithine decarboxylase-like. Gene Ontology annotation, molecular function: ornithine decarboxylase activity. The record is from RefSeq and is a predicted model, not a curated record. Lineage: Eukaryota; Metazoa; Arthropoda; Insecta; Lepidoptera; Papilionidae. The transcript is spliced from 4 exons. Bases 157 to 597 code for a protein of 146 amino acids. Gene Ontology annotation, cellular component: cytoplasm.
GCGAAACUUAUUAAUAAAGCACUUGAUGAAUAUUUUCCUGAUAAAACGGUGCAAGUGAUAGCAGAGCCAGGAAGAUAUGUUUGUGAUUCUUCAUACACUCUUUAUUGCAGCAUUAACAAUGUUAAACAGGUAAUAAAAGAUAAUGAACUUGUGAAAAUGAUUUAUCUUAACGACGGACUCUACGGAACUCUGAGAUAUAACGAAUCAUGGCACAAAGUGAAAAGAUACCGGGUGUCUACCGAUGAAGAGACUUUAAACAAAGUGAUACUCUGGGGGCCGAGUUGCGACUCCGUAGAUCGUGUUAUGGAGAACUUCACAAUACUACUCCCAGAAUGUUCGCCGAGCGAUUGGCUCAUAUUACCGAUCCAAGGAGCGUAUUCGAUAGGAUUUGCUACUCAAUUCUCUCGUAUACCAACGCCACGAACAAGAAUUGUAAUUAGUUCUGAACUUUGGCACAAAGUGAAAGACAGCAAGGUUUUCAAGUCGUCCGAUUUUGUACUGAACCCGGAUAUCAACGAGCCGCUUCCAACGUCAAUGCCAAAAGUUAUUCCGAAAAAUAUUACUACAGAUUUUCAAGGUCCUGUGUUAUUAACGUAAAUAAAUUACGACUCAUUAAGCCUUACAUUUUUAGUUAAAAAUUGUUUUUAAGAACA